AUGGAAUAUGUGACUCAAAAAGGGUUUUAUCCCUUUGAGUACACAGAUAGUUUGGAAAAAUUGGAUGAGCCGUCACUACCACCCAAAGAAGGAUUUUAUAAUAGGUUGUUAGAGGCGCAUAUUAAAGACGAGAACUACAAAUAUGCAGAACGUGUAUGGGAACAUUUCGGGUUCAAAACUUUAGGAGAAUAUAGCGAUCGGUAUAUGAAAGUUGACGUGAUGCUACUGUGCGAUGUGUUUGAGAAUUUCAGGAAUUUAUCUAUGGACACGUAUGGCGUAGAUCUAAAUUACUAUUAUACGGCACCUGGCAUGGCGUUCGACUGUGCGCUAAAAAUUACGAAGGUGGAACUCGAACUGUUACCUGAUUACAACGAAGUUAUAAUGAUGGAAGCGGGCACCCGUAGUGGACUAACACAAGCUGUGAAACGGUAUACAAAACCAACAACAGUAAUGUUCCUGGCUAUGAUCCUUCGAAACCGGAAUCAACGGUUGCUUAUUUGGACGCAACGAAUCUGUAUUUAUUAUCGAUCAUAUUAUUAUUAUUAUUCAUUUCAUUUAAUUUAAUUAUUCUAGGUACGGUUGGGCUAUAGUGCAGUAUUCAUCAAAGAAUGGAUUUGAAUGGUAUGACAAGGACUUGAGUAUAGAAAUUAUUUUAAGAUUGCUAGAUGGAAUGGACGAUACUUCUCCGGUAGGGUUGAUUUUGGAUGUAGACAUAACAUAUCCAACAUCACUACACGAUGAUCAUAAUGAUUUGCCAUGGCUUCCUGAGAGAAUGGUACCACCGGGUUCCAAAAUAAAUAAACUUGUUGCGAAUUUAAACGAAAAAACAAAAUAA
Messenger RNA from Cinara cedri, 835 nucleotides. The record is from the annotation of a GenBank genome assembly. NCBI's taxonomy places the organism in Eukaryota, Metazoa, Arthropoda, Insecta, Hemiptera, Aphididae.